Messenger RNA from Eimeria maxima, 24030 nucleotides. Its product is annotated as HECT-domain (ubiquitin-transferase) containing protein, putative. The transcript has 10 exons. Gene Ontology annotation, molecular function: protein binding; ubiquitin-protein transferase activity. The record is from RefSeq and is a predicted model, not a curated record. The coding region runs from base 1 to 24030 and encodes 8009 amino acids. NCBI's taxonomy places the organism in Eukaryota, Apicomplexa, Conoidasida, Eucoccidiorida, Eimeriidae.
AUGGAGGCGGAAGGAUCUCCUCUUUUUCCCCCUCAUACGGGGGCCCCCCCUAGCAUGCGUGCAGCAGGGGCCCCCCCAAACGUGCAGGCAGCAGGGGGGCCCCAUACCAUGCAUGCAGCAGGGAGACCACCCUCUGUGUCUGAGUCUCGAAGUUGGGAGUCUGCUGCUGCUGCAGCUUCUUCUUCAGCAGCAGCUGCUGCUGCUUCUUCUGGUUGUUCUCUUCUGUCCCCUUUUGUGUCUCCUGUGUAUCUAAGGGAAGAGGGCCCCCCACCAUCCCCUCAUCCCUUUAGUUGUUAUACCCUCCUUAGUCGUACAAGGGCCCUGGGGCCCCUUAACAAGGGUACGGAAGUUGUCCUUCUUGAGGGGGCCUCGCGGCUGCUGAGGGCCUACCGCAGGAGACAGCAGCACAGCAGCAGCUGCAGCAGCAGCAGCAACGUGGAGUGUAUUGUAGAAAGUGAUAUAAGAGGAGGGGGGCCCCGCUCUGCCUCCUCCAAUUGGGUACCGAGGGAGGCGGGGGCCCCCCGGGCAGAGACGACAGGGGAGUCUAAUAGUGAUGGGCAGUACCCCUGCCCUGCGGUGUAUACAAACCCACAGCAGCAGCAGCAGCAAGCUGCUGCUGCUGCUGCUCUUGGGUCUGGUUCCCUGUUGCCUCUAGUUGGAGUGCUAGAAGAGACGCACUUAUGCUUUUGUCUCUCGAGGCUCCUCGUCUCUGCUGCUGUUGCUGCUUCCCUCGGCGGUAGCAGCAGCAGCAGCCCUUGGACGCUGCCUAACCUGGAGCGACUAUCCCUCCGCGGCCCAGCAACGGGGCAGCAGCACCAGCACCAACACCAGCAGCUGCUCCAGCUACAGGCGCAGCAGCGCCAGCGGCAGCAGCAGCAGCAGCAAGGGGGAGUGCGGGAGGGUCUAUGGGAGACCUUUCCUUUGAAUCCGCUGACGUGGGCAUGGACCCCAUAUGAUAGCACUGCCCGCAGCUUAGCUCUCCAGCAGCAGCAGCAGCUACUGCUGCAGCAGCAGCAGCAGCAACGGCAGCACCACCAGCAACAAUUACAGCAACAACACCAACAACAGCAGCAUCCGCGGGACCCUUCCAACCUACCAGGGGGGGCCCCACGGGGCCCACUUCCCUUAGCAGUCGAUUCAGGUGAGCUGAGGCGUCUGCUGCGGUUGUUUGGGGGGAGAGAGCAGCAGCUGCGGCGCCUGUGGCAACGGGCUAGAGGGCAGCAACAGCAGCAGCAGCCGCAGCAGAGAGCAGCACAGGAGCCACCCAUAAGAGGAGGCCCUGUCCCCUCGGCGCAGACGUCCCCCACAAACGCUGCUGCUGCAGCAGCAGCUGCCGCUGCCGCUGCUGCUGCAGCAGCUGCAGCAGCGGCAGCAGCAGUUCCAGGGACUCCAGUAGCUGCUCCAGCGCCAACAACUCCAGCAGCAGCAACACCAACUGCAGCAGCAGGAGCUGCACCGCCGACACCUGCAGCAGCAGCCGCACCGGCAACCCCCGUAGCAGCAGCUGCAGCAGCAGGAGGAGGAGCAUCAGGAGCAACAGGAUCUGCAGCAGCAGGAGGAGGAGCAGCAGGAUCAUCAUCAUCUUCUUCUUCAUCUUCAUCAUCUUCUUCUUCUCCUUCUUCAUCAUCAUCAUCAUCAUCUUCUGCUGCUGCUGCUGCAGAGGAAGCAGCAGAGGAUCCAAUUGCCCUUUCCCUAGAGUGGCUGUCCCCACAGCCUUUGUUGAUUUCUGCUGCAGAAGAGGCGGGGUCUUCCCGUGUAGAGGACUCGGAGGGAGUUGCUGCUGCUGCUGCAACAACAGCAGCAACAGCAGCAACAGCAGCAACAGCAGCAGCAGGAGGUUCAGUAUUGGAGGAAUGUCUAACAGCAUCUGUGGGUAGUUGUGCUGCUGCUCCUGCUACGUCUUGUGGGCUGCCGCGGGCGCUGCAGCCGCUGCGGCUUGAGCUGCAGUCUCUUGUGUCUGCUGCAGCAGGAUUAGGAUGUGGCGUUGCUGCAGAGGGAAGCAGCAGCAUCAGCAGCAGGAGAGCAGCAGAACAAUCUUUAAGAGAACGAUGCAUGCAAGCAGCAGAUGCAUGGGCAGCAAACGAGGGACUAGGAGGGCUGUGGGGAGUGGAGAUGGAGAGACAGCAGCAGCAAAGACAGGGAGAGGGAGAGCUGCUGCUGGGCAGUUUAAGGCUGCUGCAACAGCAGCAGAAGCUGAUGCUGCAGCAAGACGAACCCAAUUCUGCUCCCCUAUGGGCCUUGAUGGCACUGCAGCAGCAGGGGGAAUUCACUCCGCAGCUGCUGCUGCAGCUGCUGCAUGCAGCAAAGGCGCGAUUGCUCGCCGAGCUGCCUGCAGCAUUUGGAGGCCCCAGCAAGAGGGCAUUUGCUGCUGCAGCAUCAGCAGCAGAGCAGCAGGACGGAGACAGCGAAGAGCUCUUCGAGACAUCCAGCUGCCGCUGCAGGGGCACACCAGCACAGAAAGAAAUGGGGACUUUGCUGCGUCUGCUGCUGCAGGAGGCGCAGCGGCAGGUUCGAAGUAGCAGCAGCAUGCAGCAACAGAAGGAAGGAGACACCCAAGGAGACAGUAAGGAGAAGAAGCAGCAAACAGCAACACACCAAGGAGACAGGAGACAGCAGGCAUGGGAGGCUGUUGCUGUUGCACUUGACUGCCUUCUUUUGCAUGCGCUGCAUGGCAACAGUCUCUGCUGUCUCCUUGACUUUAUUUAUCUCCUUAUCCAGACAGCUGAUGGUCUCCAGUGCAGCUGCAGCAGCAGCAGCGGAAGCUCGUAUACGCCGUCUCCUUCAGCAGCUUCCCUGUCCCCAACCUACCCUGUCGGCAGCAGCAACAGCAGCAACAACCCCAGCAUCAGCAGCAGCAGCAGCUCUCCAAGGUUUGAGUUCCCCUCUCUUGAUGCGUUGGAGUUGCUCGCGCUGCAGCGUCGCUGCUGGUUUGGUGUGCCGCAGGAUUCUUAUAGGAGACAGUAUAUUGUGGGGGGGCCCCUUGGGGGGCCUCUAGGUGCCCCAGUAGGAGGCCCCCAAGGGGGCCCACUGCGAGUUAUGUCGAGCGGCCUAGGAGGCGCAGGGGCCUCCAUAUCACAGCUGCAGCUGCUGCUGCCAGAGCCUGCUGCUGGAGAAGAGGCAGCAGCAGCAGAAGGAGAGAUGGAAGGCGGAGGAGAUGAAGGAGGUGCAUGCGUGCUGCUAGAGUUCCUAUAUGGGAAUGAGCGGCUUAUACGAUUAAGGAGAGAAGGAAGCUGCAGCAACAACAGCAGCAGCAACAACAACAGCAAUAGUAGUAGCAGUACCGUGGAGGAGAUCACUAGCAGGAACGGCAACAGCAGCAGCAACAGCAACAGUAGCAGCAGCAACGGCAGCAACAACAGCGUGGGUGAAGAUGCGGAUGCGUUAGUUUUAUACAUUGAAAUCACCUCUACUGCACUAGCUGUAUGGGUACGGGGAGGUGGGCGAUCUGGGGGGGCCCCUGGGGGCCCCGCAAGUGUCUCUAGUGAGGAGGAGACACCACCGAAGGCAAUGGUUGCUGUCUUUGAGUUACAAGGAGAACGCAUGAUAACCCUUGAGCUGCUGCUGGAUAAAGGUGUCUCUCAGGAGGGCAUAGGGGAUGCUGCUGCAGCAGCAGCUGCUGCUGCAACAGCACCAGCAGCAGCAGCAGCAGCAGCAAAAGACCAGCUCUUAGAUCGACUGCAGCAACCACAAGAAGCCCUUGUCCUCUUCAUUAAUGGACAAAGACUCUGCUGCCUACCCUUACCCACCCCUCCCCCGGGGCCGCCCUUGCUGCAGCUGCGGCCUAAGCAGCUGCUGCUUAUGGCACAUCUUAGGGGGAAUGCGGUGCUGCUGUCCCCUCCUUCCCCUUCUUUCUCUUCCCCCUUUAUGGAGGAAUUACGAGCACGUGCUGUUCUCUCUAAUGCCCCCAAGUCUCUCCCCAACAGCACUAGCAGCAGCAGCAGCAGCAGCAAGUUCUCGUUAGAGGAGCUGCUGCAGCUGACGUGUGAGGCUGUCCAUAGACUGUGUAUGAGAGCAGAGGAGGAUGGUAUGCUGCUGUGCUGCAGCACAAGGGAACCUUCUGCUGCCUUUGCUGCCCUUACGGAUCCUCUAUCUAGUGCUCAUAAGGUCGUUGCUGCUGGGGGCCUUGCUGCUGUUGAGGCGGCUCUGCAACUCCUUGAACACCAGCAGCAACUUUGGCAGCAGCAGCAACAGCAGCAGCAGCAGCAGCAGCUGGUGGAGGUAAGAUCGAGUCCUAGUCCCAAUGCGUUGGAGCCAUCAGCGUGUUCUUCUCCUCCUUCCACCAGCAGCGCGAGCAUGGGUUUCUCGGUGAACGGCAGCCGCAGCAGCAGCAGCAUUAGCAGCAACAGCAGCAGCGGCUGUAGUAGUACCCUGGGGGAGUCUCCAUUGCCUGUCUCUGAUGUGCGUUGGCCCAUAGAGCGGCAGGAGACACUUAGAGAGCAGCAGCAAUGGCAGCAGCGAGCGGAGUGUAUGUACAGCUUAUUGUGUGUCUUAAGACUUUUAUUAAGCAACAGCAAUCGUGUCCUUGGGGGAAGGGGACUGCAGCAGCUAGGGUGUCUGUCUCCUCGUCUUAUGGAUGUAUGGUUAUUUUAUUUUCAUGCUUCGCCUCCUGCUGCUCGUGUCUGCUGCUGCAGCACAUGCAUGCAGCAGCAAGGAGGUGGGGGUCUCGAGUUAGCUGCUGCACUAUUUGAUGCACAGGGAGCCUCAUGGCUACUUAAAAAGGCAUGCAGUACCCUUGUUGCUUCUGCAGCACCAGAGAACCUUCGCGUGCUGCUACAGCGGGCAGAACCUCGUGCACUGCAGCAGCUGCUGCUAGCCCUCAGCAGCAAGAGGCAGCAGCAGGAAUCUACCUUUAUUCAACAGCUGCUGCAGGUACUUGAAGGACCUAAGACAGGCCGUAUCAUCGUCAAUAGGCUCCUUCAUGAAACAAGGGGCCAACAUUGUACACAGGGGCCCCCUGGGGGCCCCCACCGUAAACAUGCUCAGCAGCAGGCUCUCCCAUUACCACAGCAGCUGCUACCAGGUUGUCAGCUGCAGCUGCGGGUAACUCCUGCGGAGGCACCAGAGCAGUUUGGUGCUGCUGCAGCAGAGCAAAUACGCCUCUUGGCAAGGGGCCCACAGAGCAAAGAAUAUAUCUGGGGGCGCCCGCGGGGACUCCGCCUUGUGGGCGCUGCUGAGGUUGCAGCAACUGGCGGAGACAACAUCUCGUGGGUAGCAGGAGCUCGCAAAGCCGUCUCUCCCACAUCCUACAGACAGCAGCAGCAGCAGCAACAGCAGCAGCAGCAACAGCAGCAGCAGCAGCGACAGGUUGAAGAUUCAUCUGUUCUCCAUGACGCAUGCGCUAAACUAGCAUCUCAUCACUACAGCGGGUUUUGGCCUCUUCUCUCUUCUCUCCUUGAGGAGACAGAGACGCAGCUAAGGGAUGCCCUUAAUGGUUCCCAGCAGCAGGCUGCUGCCUCACCAUCAUCUUGCUGCAGCAGCGAGCGUCGCAGCAGCUGCGGCAGCACCAUUGGAGGGAUUGUAUCAGCUUCUUCAUUAGGAUCGGAAGACUCCUCUCGCAGUCAAGGAUGGAGUGCAUGCAGCUCCUCUAAGCAGCUGCAUGCAUCACCAGGAUUUACCUUGGGGGCUCUGUGUAGCCCGAGACUAAUGGGGCUACCAACGGGUGCGGGGACAUGCACCGAGGCCUCUGCUUGCGAAGAGCUGCUGAUGCGGCCCUCUCUAUGGAUACCGCUGCAGCACCGCCUGCACCAACUACAUGCAGCGCUGCAGCGGGGCACAGGGGAGCUUUGGACAUCCACAGGGACACAGGGAGCUUCGCGUGGGGAGAGUGGCUCAGCAACUGGCUUCGGUGGUGACAGCAGCAGCAGCAGAUGUAGUAGCAGCAACAGCAGCAGCAGCAGUGAUGCAGCUGGGCGUGUUGCUGCACAGCUAACACGGCACGCAGCAGAGCUGUGGUUAACGCAGCUAUUCCGGUCUCUGCGGCGUCGGGGAUCGACAGGCCGCAGCAGCACCGAGCGACAGCGGGUGGGCAGCAGCAACAGCCAGCGCUGCACUGACGCACCAGCCGACACAGCUGAGGGGCAGCCGUCUUCUGGAUGGGUUGGCGGUCCUCUGCCUUAUCUUUCUAUAGGUGCUGCUUCUCCUAAUGCUGGCGGCAGCAGCGCCUUUGCUGCAGCACCGAGGGAGGGGCCAACACACGCGGAUGGCGGUAGGGGCCCCGGUCUCUCUUUUGGGGGGCCUCUGCUGCUGUGGGGGCAGACAGGGAAGUCGUCUGCUGCUGCAACGUCACAAUACUUGGAGAAACUAUUUGCUGCCUCCUUAAGGACAGCUAACAAUCUCCUCGGUCUUAUGCUAGAGGCAGUAGCGAAGGGGGGUGCUCCUGCAGUUGCUGCCUUAGUUGGUGAGGUUAGCAGCGGUAAGGGUGCUAGAGCAGCAGCAGCAGCAGCGGGUGCGGACACGGCUGGUAGUGCUGCUGCUGCUGCAGAGGAGAAGGAGGGAUUAGAAGCAGCAGAUGAGGGAAAGUGUGCUGCAUGUACACAGCAGGCGCAGCAGCUAAUGGGCCCCAUAGGGGCCCCCGACCCUGCGCUGUUGCAUGGGUCCGCCUUCUUAGGGGGAGGCGUGCUGCCCCUCAUGAGUUUCUUAACCCCUUUGCUGCAACUGCUGGUGGCAACUGUACAAGGCAACGAGAACAAUCGCAGCAACAAUAGCAGCAGCAGCAGCAGAGGUAACACCAGCAAUAGCAGCAGUAAAUCCGUUCGAGGUGUGGUUGCUUUGGAGCAAGACGCUGCUGAUGCUGUUGCCGGCGUGAUCGGGUUUGUGCUGCGGCUGUGGCCAAGCAUGCUGCAGAUGUCUCUCCGUUGUUUGCUGCUGCUGCGGCAGCUAGGUUCUUGUGUGUCUGAAGAUAUGCAGCAGGGGAAUCUGCAUCCUUUGGUGCAGCAGCUGCUGGGUCUGGUGUCUGCAACAGCUAGCGUGCUGCAGCAGCUUAGCAGCAGCACCUUCCCUGCUCUUCUUGCUGCUGUAGACGUGUCUCAUGCAGUUUCGUUGGAGACAGCAGAGGGACAAGCAGCUAAUGCAGUAUCCCGUGCAGUUGCGGGGCUGCCGCCCCUCCUGCUGGGUGGGGCGCAGUAUAUGGCUGCUGCUGCAGGGCAUCCCUUGAAGCCCUUAGAGCAGGCAUUAAGAUCGAGUGUCUUGCUGCUGCUUGAUUAUACACCCCGCGCGGUGUUGCUGCAGCGGACAGUGUCCAUUGGUCUCCCUGCAGCAGUAGAGGACUUCCUCGCAGCAAGCCAGCAGAAAGAAACUCCUGUAGUGCCCAGCCAGCCCCAAAGUGAUCAGCAGCAGCUGCUGCCGCAACCAACAGCAACAGCAGCGGCAGCAGCAGAGCAGCAGACAGGCGGACUUCAUCUUCAUUACCGUGGCAUCUCUUCUGCUGCUCAGGGGGAGGAAGGAGGUCCCCAAACCCCAGCGGCAGAUCGUGCUGCUGCUGCUGCUUUUGAACCCGUAGCAGCAAACGGGCAGGCACGGAAAGUACCAGGCUCCUUCCCGCUGGGUAUUGCCGACCGCCUGGCGAUUUACCCGCUACCCACAGACACAGCUACUGCCGCUGCUUCAGAAGCUACAGCAUCAGCUGCAUGCGCCGGGGUAGAUGGUGCAGCAGCAGGAAGAGCAGCAGGGCAGCAAAGCAACUGCUGCCCUUCGUUGCUGCGGCUGCUGCAGGGACAGCCGUGCGGAGAUCCGAAGUUAGCGGCGCAUUUUGCAGGCUUCCAUCCUCGUGUUGCUGCAGUGCAGCGGGCGAUAUUUGCUGCAGUGUUGCAUGUGCUUGGAUAUGAAGGAGGCACCAGCAUUGAGGGGGCAGGGGAGGCAACAAAAGAGACAGAAGAGCAGCAGCAGCAGCAGCGGGAAGCACUUGUUAGUCUAGCAGCAGCUGUUGCUAAAAGAGCAGUUAUACAGCUGCUCGCCACAUGGCAGAGGAGAAGAGCGGAAAAAGGAGCAGCACAAGAUGCAGCUGCUGCAGACACAGAAGGUGGUAGCCCCACACCCUUAGCCUUAUCGGAUUCUGAUGACUCCUGCAGCAGCAGCUGGCCAGCUAGUCCUACUAAUCCUGACGAGCAGCAACACCAGCCGCCGCUGCAGCAGCAACAGCAGGAGCACCAGCAGCAGGAGCUUCCGUGGAGUCGAGCAGAUGAAGCUCGCGGAAUUGUGGAACGCUGCUUGUGGCUGUUAACCUGCUGCCCUCGAGGGCUGGCGAGCUCGGAGGGUCGUUUGCUGCUGUCAAGACGGGGAGGGAGACGUCUCCUCAGCAGUCACCUUGUGGGGUCCCACAAAAGAGACAUUGUAGGGGCAUCGAUGCUCCGCAGUGUCUCCUCUCCUUCCCUCUUUGGCCUAAGGAGGGGGGGAUGGGGAACAAGUGUUGGUAUCAUUGGUGGUGGCGGAGGACGCCAGCAACAGCAGCAGCAACAGCGGCAGCAACAGCAGGAACAGCAGCAACGAGUACAGCAGCAGCGGGUGUGGGUCCCUGGUUCCUCCCGUGUGGGGUCUAGCUCAUGCGGUGGGGCGCAACAGUCGGUGCGCCUCCGCCGUCCGUCUCGCGACAGGAGUGUGGAGACACUUACUGCUGCUGCUCUCCGCUGCAGCUGGGGCCCCAUAGACCCAAAAGGAGACGCCGAAGCAGGGGACCCUGCAGCAGGCCUUGGCUUUGCCCGCAAUGUACAGAUGCUUAAGCGUUUCCUCCGCAACGGGAGGCGCCGCAGCAAACGCAGCGCCUCGCAGCCGUGGGGCGCUUUAACUCGCACUGCAGCAGCAGCAGCUGCUGCUGCAGCUGGUGCUGCAGCAGCCGCUUCAGUAGAAGGCUCCGGAGCCUUGACUGCUGCUGCUGCUGCAUCUGCUGCUGCGCGGCGGCGACGAAGAGCAGCACGUGCUUGGGGGCCUUUAACACUGCGAUCAUCAGGAGGACGGAUGCGGUGGAUGUCCUUGCGAAGGGUUCCUUUGGAGGGUUAUUUUGCUGCUGCUGCUGCUGCAGAUAAUGAGUUAUCUGGUGGUGCUACAGAGAGUAGUCUACAAUCAUUGGUUGAUUUCAUGUUAAAUGGUGCAGAUGUCUCCACAACAAGACGUGUGCUGCUGGUUGAGCAGCUUGCUGCUGUGGUACGUUUUGUUGCUGUUAAUAGUCUACGGGCCCUUGUACUUGCAGGGCUGUGCUGCUGUACGGAUACACCUGCGGGGCCGUGUCUCAUAGAUGGAGACGCAUCAGGUGCGCCCCACAGCAGCUCGCAUGAGGGCCUCCUUGGCUUCGCCGCUGCUCCUCAACGACUGCUGCCAGAAGGAGCAGCAACAGAAGACGCUCUUGUCUGGAGUGCUGCUGCAGCAGGGUCUUGCAGCACGCGAGAAGGUCUAGGGGCAGCAGGAGUGGAUACCUCUCUCGUUCCCCAUCAGCAACAGCAACAGCAGCAACAGCAGGUGACAGACCGCUCCUGCAAGACGGGAGACGGACACCGCAGCAGCAGCAGCAGCAGCCACAGCAGUACCCAUAACAGCAGCAGCAGCAGCAGUGCGCAACCCUUCUGGAAGUCGCAGCCACUAGCGGACGCGCUAGACACCUCUCUCUGUGAAGUAAUUCGGACAGUAUUUCGUUUCCAUCUGCAGCAGCACAUGGAGGAGAUGUUAUCCUUGGCGUUUCCUAGCAGCCCGGGUGUCUACCAUUUGCUGCCAGCAGACUGUUGCUGGAUGGAAGCGGAGUUGCAGCUCCUUACGCUGCAGUUAUGUCUUGGCAGGGAGCCUUUUGCAUGCAGCAGCAGCUCCGUGCUGCUGCUGCAGCACCUUCUUACCCUUGCUCUCCCUGUCCCUCUUCGUAUCCUUCAUGCUCCUGCUGAUAGCCGAUCUAGAGGUCUCUCUCUUGAGACUGUUCGCUCUAGAGACUUGCAUGACGAAGCAGCACAUCCGCGUAUACCGACUAAUACUCGGGACUCCUCUGCAGAUCCUUUUGCUGUUGCUACUACUGCUGUUGCGGCAACACGGCCUGCAGCAGUAGCUGCAACAGCAGCAACCACAGCAGCAGUAGGAGAGCGGGAAGGGCUGAUCUUCAAACGUUUUGCAAGUUCCUUCUCUUCUCUUGACUGCCUCAGCUCAACCCCUUCCCCUAGGGCAGUAUAUUUGCCCCUAGCAGCAGCAGUGACCCGCGUGGCACUGAGGUGUCUAGACAGCCGGCGGUGGAGCUCAGAUGUGGGGUUGCUGCAUCACGGAUUCCGCCUGAGGGAGAAGGCCAGUUUAGGGGGAUGGGUUGUGCUGCUGUACGUACAGCGCAGACACAGCGCCCCCCCCUUCUCGCCUCCUCUAAAGACUAUAUCCUCCUUCCUCCCGUCACCAGCAGCAGACGGGACAAAAGCAACACGGCAGAUGGUGACUCAAAUGGAUCCUGCGGCACCCCUCACAUUCUUUGCUGCAGGUUCGACGGCAGGGGAGGCAGACGGGCGGGAGGAGUCGAUAGCGGAGUUGCGUCUGCAGCUGCAGGUAGUGGGGGACGAUCUGUGGGGUCGUCCCCUUGGCGGUGUCUCUGGAGGCAGUACCUGCGGAGACACCUCAGCACACUGCCGUCCCCCUUCCUCCUUGUUGCAGCGUGAGGGCUUUGCGCUGGAGGCGUCUGUUCAGCUGUCUGCUUCUCUGUGGGCACACCUAUGGGCAGCAAAGGGCCUCCUGGUGUACGAGGCCCCACAAGGCAGCGGGGAAUCGGCGGGAGGUAUAGUGAUCCCAGAUGUGCGGUCCCCGAUCCCGGGAAAGACCGAGCGGAGCUGCAGUGGAUUGGGGCCCACGAAGGAGGAGGGUGAGGGAGAGGCCUCCAAGGUGCCUUCCACGAGUCCGGGAGGGCCUGGGGGCCCCCUGGGUUCGCUGCGCAGCGACGAAAUAUGCCCUUCUUUCUCUUGGGGUGUCUCCUGGGGUCUUGAAGAGAGAACACGGCAGCUGCUGCGGCGGGAGUAUGAAGGCGCACGGCUGCGGCUGCAGCAGAGCGCAUGGAGAGCAUUUCAGUCUGCCCUUUGGUUUGUGUUGACGGGUCCGGACGAGGUUUAUGAAGACGGUGACAGUGGGCGUUCCGCCGCUGCUGCUGUUGUUGCUGCUGCUGCUGCAGCGCAGCAGCACGGGAGGGUGUCGCGGAAGGCUCUUGAGGGUCUAUCUUUCCUCCCCGUCGCGCCAUCUCUGGGGCUGCAGCGCAGCAUGCAACGAGCAGCAGUGGCAGUGGAGGCAUUGAAGCUGUGUCUGAGUAUAGUGCAGCGGCUUUCUGAGCUGCAGACACAAACACUAAGAGACCUGCGCCGCAGCAGCAGCUUGGGUCUUAGGGGAGGAGCUGAUGUCCUCCCUGUCUGGUCCCGUAGCUCCACUGGUCUUGGGCGUGUAGAGGCGGAGAAGGACAAGGCGACGGAAUGUGUUGAGGCCCUUGUUGCUGCAGAGACAAUCUUAGGGGGGAGGUCAGCAAGUGAGGGCAGCAGCACAUUAGGAGAGAGAACAACGUUAGGGGCAGACGAAGAAGGUACCAGUAGUGCUGCUACUGGGGGAUGGCCAGAAAAGCUUCUCUUUACAGAACGCCUAAUUGAUAGAACCCUUAUUCUGCUGCUAAGAUGUGUUAGGGCCUCCUCCAGUGCUGCAGUGCUGCUGCUGGAGACCCUCUUAAUCCACUUCAGGGCCCUCCCCUUACAGCUGGAGGCUGUCCUUAGGACUCUCCCUGUCAAGACCCGUUUGUAUGAACUGCUGACGGAGUGCGUGCGCCGUCUAGCGCUUCCCUCCGUAGCAACGGAAACAGCAGGUGCAGCUGCUGCAGCAUCAACGUCAACGACGUCUGCAACAACAGCUGCAGCAACAGCUGCAGUAACAGCAGCAGGAACAGGAGUCGGUUGUUCUGCUGGCACGUGGAGUGCAUUAGGAACUCCUGCUCUUGUGUGGGGGGGAAGCGGGGAGGGUCUCUUUUCAAGGGAAAGCUCGUCAGAGACAGAGGCGUGUUGCAAGCUGCUGCCGCCUUUGCAGGCUGUCAGCGUAGGCAGCGUGAUGCACUCUGCAGGGCCUCUGCUGCAGCUGCAUCAGGAGACGGCAGAGGCAACAGGAGACGGUUCCCUUGAAAGGCCUCCUUUGGCUUCCGAAGGCCCCGAACAGGUGUUGCGAAACGAAGGGGAAGUAGGUCCAGGACAGCGGGAGGCCGGCGAUCCUCGACAGCAGGAGGGGGCACAAUCACCUCCUAGCUGGACCCCUGCUGCUGAGGGCGGAGGCGUUGUCUCUAACGCAUCUGUGGAUGGGCUUCCUGGAAGCCGUCCUUCAGCUGCAGUGGAGUUGGAUGGUACGCUAUCUUCGCGGCCCGCUGUUUCCGCAGCAGCAGCUGCUGCUGCUUCCUCAGCAGCAGCGGCAUCCUCUGCUUCCGCAGCAGCCGCAGCUGCUGCUGCACCCGAGGAGGAUGUUGGGGCUGACGGAGAUGGUGGUGAAUUUGCAGCAUUGCCUCAGUCAGAGGUAUUUUUAUGUGGGGUACCAUCGGAUACGUUUCGAGCCGAAGUUCACGGGCGUACUCUGCACGUAUUACGUGCAAGAGAGUUAGGAGGUGUUGCUCUCUGCCGUGCUCCUCUUACCUUCCCUGCCCUACAGGUAGAACCAGGAGAAGCAGCAGAUGUUAUUGGGUUUCGUGUAUGGUCGGCUGGGAGGUUUGGGGUGACAGUCGCUCCUGCAGAUUGCGUAUUAUCUGCAGCACAAGAAAUCUUUGAAAGAAAUGAUGUUGUAGGGUUUCGUACAGACACUUGUCCUCCCUUCUGGGGGGAUGUCUUCGCUACUACUGUCUCCUAUCAGCCAGGAGACUAUUUAAGUGUGAAGUUUUCUGUUGAUGAGCAACCCAACGGUCAGCGCUGUCUCCAUACCGAGUUGCAUGUCUCCGGAGAAAGCAUUGGAUCAGUGCUUGAGGUAUUUUAUGAUCAGCACUCGCAAGUUGAACAACGCCGCAGAAUGAACCUUGUAUUUGUGUUACAAGAUCCCCUCACUCUUGUAUACGGGGGACCCGACUUCACGCUGCAGUAUACAGAUCCAGACACCCACCAGGCCAAUGGGCAGCAGGCGCUUCUGGGAGGAGCGGGAGAGGGAGGAGCGGAGGGGACUGUCUCCGGUGGGCAGCAAGGAGAUCAUACAUCUCAAGGUCUUGCUGCGGCUGCCUCCCCACCCUCUCAGCAGACACUCAACUCCAUACGCAUGCACCCUCUUGUAGUCCAAAGCCUCCGCCUAUACCAAGCUGUCUUACAGGCACCGGAGACACCGCUGCUGCUGCGAGCAGAAAGACGUAAUGCUCUGCAGCAACUCGCAGCCACCAUAGAGCACUGUACGGGGUCUCUUGGCAGCAUCUUCGAAGGCCUCUGUGCUGCAAACAGCCAUCAGUACGAUCUCCUCCACAACCAAGGAGACGACUCGCUCCCGACGCAAAGACGACUAGCACGAGGAGAGAGCCUGCAGCUGCCACUCAACAGGGGACUACAGGAGCGUAUCGCAGCCUUCGGCAGAGAGUCAAGUGGUGAGCUCCAGCUGUCUCUGCAGCAGCAGCAGCAGCCUGGGGAUGAGGUUAAAGGGAGGGAGGGUCUGGUGGUGGAGCUUCCACGGAGACAGACAAGCACAGGAUUGCGCCCGUGUCCGUACCAGCAGCAGCAGCAACAGCGUGCUGCACGAGCGAAGCAGGAGAUGUUGGUGACGUGUAGGCGUGGCGUUGCUGCUCUUGGCGUGCUCUGCUGUGACUGCCUGGGUCGCGGGGAGCUGCAGGAAGUACUGGAGAGGGCAGAGAAACAGCGGCCACCUGGGACAAUUGACCCCGACGGUAUCCAUCCCUCUGCUGCAGGAAGUCCAGCUAGAGGAGGAGGAGGAGGAGGAGGUGUUCCUUCAUCUACAGCCUCGACUGCAGCGGGGCAGCAGGCAUCUGCGCCAGCUCAAGGAGAGAACUGGGAAGCAGCAACUCAGCUUGGGUUGCCGUGGCUGUUGAGCUCUUCCUGUUUACAGCUGUCUGCUGUUGCGGGUUUAAAGCUAGAAGAAUGCGAGGUGUUGGCUGUUGCUGUUGCCGAGCUUCUUACUUCCCCAGUCAUACAAGGGACACUCCAUCAGAUUGCUGCUGUGGGCCAUGUGGUGGCUCCAUCUUCUGAGUGGGCAGAGCUGCAAGCACUGGCUCUUACCCUCGGCAGCAAAGCAAUCGUAGCACUCUGUCUCCUUCUUAGAAGCAUGCUCCAGCAGACACCAGAAGGAGACCCCCGUCUUAGUCCACGCACACAAAAGUGUCUCCUUAAGGUUUUUGUCUUCAUGGAGCAGUUCUGCUUCCUCACUUCCGGCCUAGCCAGUCAUCAGAUUGAUCCAUUUGGUGCUGAAGAAGCAACGGCAGAAUUCUCUCCUGCGUGCACGCCCACUGGGGCUUUGCAAUCAACGACCAUCCAGCAACCCUUCCAGCAACGCAGCGCCCGCUCAGCCAGCGUACCCGACUUGCGCCUACCCGUGACGGCGCCAGCCAGUGGUGCUACCCCAGCAGCUGCUGCAGAAACAGCUGCAGCAACAGCUGGGGUCCCUGUCCACGCAGCGGCUGGAUGUGGUUCCCGCGCUGCUGCUGCCCCUCAAGACAGGUUCGGGGGGGCGUCUGACCAGACCUGGCCAGCAUCAGGGCGAGGCCUUGUUGCUGGUACAGAGGGAGAAGGGGCGGCAGCGGAGGGAGCGGCGCCGCUGAGGCUAGAGGAGAUUGCACGUCUUUGCGGAGUGCCAGAGGUAGUGCUGCAUGCCGAGGGGCUAGAGCCGCUGACGGUCUCAGGAGAGGCGGUGUUGGCUGCAGGGGAGACAGCAAAAGUGUGGGGUUGGGUAUACAAGGUGAAUGAAGCAUGGAAUGACGCGGUUGCAGAGACAGUCGCACAUGCGGUGGAGACUGCGCCGCCUGUAGAUGCGCUGGGAAUAGGAGGGGACAAAGGAGACACUAACAUGUGUGGACAGCAGCACCAGGGAAGACGGCACCUCCACCGCGUACAGCAGCUCCUAGGCAACGGGUGGGACAAUGCUGCUGCCGCGAGCUUGCUGCUGCCAAGGCCGCGACAAGAAAAGGGUUUUAUUCACUUCCGUGGGCCUGUAGAUGUGCGCGUCUUCAACUAUGAAGGCGCUUGCUCUCUAUGGUCCAGCCGCAUGCUCCACCGCUUGCUGGAGCCCCCCCUUCGCUGGGCUUUGCGGCGCGACGCACUCCACCUCGUAUGCACGAUUGUUGCUCUCUGUCCUGACAUGCUCCUCGACCGCCUUUACAGAGGCAUAAAAGAGCCGCUGAGUUGCCGCGGUGUUGGCGAGCUGAAGAAGAGCAUGCCUCGUCCAGGGGCUGUCAACCUGCUGCGUCUGUUGCGUAUCUGUGCUUACUUCAUUAGUCGGGAGAGCGACGAUGGAGUUCCAGACUAUCAACAGCCGUUUAGGGUGCACCUUCACGGGGGUACCUGUUCAGCGCAGCUGCUGCAGGAUCUUGAGCGACACAGCGUGGAGGCGUGCCCCUUGUUCGGGUGGCAGCGGCUUCUAUACCGGGCUGUCACUCAGUGGAGCCAGGAGGAGGAGGAGGCGUGCGUGGAGCGUCUUCAGCGGCUGCUGCAAACCGAACUGCUAUACCAUCUGAUGGGUUCUGUUGGCCAAGUUGUGGGAAAUGCAGGGGGGCGCCGCAAAAAGACCCCAAAGUACUGCGCCCUCGCACCUUCUGUGUAUGUCGCACAUUGGUUUAUGGAUGGGUUCGUGAGGCACCCGCUAUGUCCGGGAAGCUUGAGGGAAGCCCUUGUUAACCCCCUCACAUACUCUGCUCUAUUUGGCCUCCUCGUCAACGGCAUCAACUUACCCCUUAAACUCGGACUUGAUGCAGCACGCAUGACACACUGGCUACUCUCACGAUAUGCACUCCCAACAAUCCAAACAUGGCCAGCACAUGCUCCCGCUCCUACCGUAUCUGCAUCUUCUUCAUUUGUUGCUUCUGCUGGUGGUUCUUCGGGAAUGGCUGCAUGGUGCGCGUCUGCAGCGGGGCAGCAGCAGCAGAGCCCGAAGGCUGUUUCUGCGGACGCGUUUCCCGUUGUGAGGGCGACGGUUGGCGGCUGUCUGCUUGCGGGUCCUGGUCGUUGUUUUCUGGGUUUCCUUCAGGGUUAUUUGGAGUGUCUGUGCUUUAUUAGCGCCUCUGUGUUCGACAACAUGGAGAAGGUAAACAACUGGAGACCCGCCAGGCUGGAUUGCUUCUGUGCAGCAGACCUCAACAGAAUUCAUGUCCGUUACCGCAUUAACUGCAGCCUUCUAACCCACUAUCUCGCCAAUGCCUGUGUUUCCAUCCUUAAGGCGGACCGCUGGGGCGCUGUCUCCUGGGUGCAGCACAAUACUGUCCCUCUUCUUGCAGACCUCACUGCCUACCUCAUGGCUGCAGAGGGAGUUGCCAAUGCGUCUUGCAGCAUCACACCUAGCCAAGGCCUCCCUCCACCUGGAGCCCUCAACACCAUUUCCAGGGCUAGCAGCAGAGGGAGCAGAGGCAGCAGGAGUAGGAGCAGCAGCAGCAGAAGCAGCAGGAGCAGCAGCAGCUGCAGCAGCAGCAGAAGUGUGGAGGCGAGCUGUGCACACGCCGCUGCUCCUCGGCGCCGCGGCAGCGAUGAUGCAGGUGUGAUGGAAACUGAGUUGUCGAGGGUCCCAAGAGCCCAGGGAGCCUCUCUAGCCGACGAUACCACAUCGCCAGCAGUCUCCUUUCCUUUGCCAUUCGUUCGUGCAGUGCAGACUCUGCCGGUUUCUGUCUCUAUUGCAGAGCCAGUCGGCAGCACGAGCGCGGUGGGAAGGUUUGAGGCCUUCCCAGGGUCGUGUUUGCUGCUGAAUCUGGAGCCUGUGUUCGGAGCGCAGAGGCGGGGACAGCCGCUGCUGCACGGCAGUUUGCAGGUGCCGGCGGAUAUGGAGAGGGGGACAGCCAUAGCCGACGACAUAAGGCCAGCCGGGGCCAGCGAGCUGCGGCAAAGCCCCCGUCUCCUCGUCGCCCUCGACCGAAGUCUUGAACACUUGGUUGGGGAAAGCAGCAACUGCAGCCAAACGGCAGGCUGGAUGCUUGUCGGGCCUUCCGCCACCUCUACUAACAGUUUUCCUACCACCAGUAGCAGCAACAACAGCAGCGAAGGGGACUUCGGGAAGGACGAAUUGCAGCUUUCGGUGGUUCGGGAGCCUUGCGAGGGUUCGAAUGGUUGUGAGGCUGAAAGCGGCGAGGGAUUAGCAGAGCGUCUAGAGGUUUCGAAUCUGCACGGGUCUUCAAGAGGCGGACGAGCGGUAUAUGCAUGCAGCAGCCUGGCACUGCAAUGCGGAGCUUCUUCUGCUUGCUGCAGUGUUAGUUUUGCGGUACAUUCAGCAGCAGGCGGGCGCACCGGGAAUGCGAGUUGGGUCGAGGAGGGAUUCCCGCUGACCCGCGUUUUCUUUGGAGCCGUAGAUAGCAGACAGUGGGGGACCUUACUAGCUGGCAACUGGGACGGGACCUCCGACGCCGCGCUGCUGCAGCUAACAUCGCGCGAGCUGCAGUGCGGCUUCGACCCGCAGCUACCGGGGAGGCAUUGGGGGCUCCAGCUAGGGGGUCCUCUCCGAACUGACCAGAGGACUGGUCUCGCUUCCUUACUGGCAACACAGCGGGGGGAGAAGAGGCCCCCUCAGCCGCUUCAUUCCAUCGCUGGCUCGCCGGGCCUCAAGCUCGUGCUCCGAGCGGUGGGGCGCCACCUCCUGUGGUUCGAAAACCAGCAGCUACUUGCGGCCCAGAUGCUACCGCCGGGUUGCACAGCGGUGGUGCCUGUCUUGCUGGUGGGGGAGCGGCCUGGAGCCGUCCCCCCCCCUCCGGCUGUCUCCGCUGUCUGGAGGCGUCUCCUCUUCGUCGCGACGCUGGGGAUUUCAGAAACAAAAUGCCCCGUUGUUGUCCCUUUCAACGAGGUCUUCUAUUCCCUCGAGCCUGCCCCCGCAGAUAGCCCGGCACAACUUCUAGGGGCCCCUGGAGGAGCGGCCAGCGGCAGGAGAGAGGACACCGCAGCGGCCGCUGCUGCCUCCGCAGCGGCCGCUGCUGCCUCCGCAGCGGCCGCUGCUGCCUCCGCAGCAGCAGCGGCUGCUGCAGCUUUGGGGGACCCUAGGGCCUUUGGCCAGCGGGAGGAAGAGGAUGUUGCAGGGAAUCGCCACAGUACGGCUGCUGCAUGCGCAGCAGGUACUGCGGGCGGGAGCCCCGUCGCGGGUCACCUCUGGCGCGUGUUCCCGUUAUCUCCGAAGAUCCGGGGAGGCGUCAGCUUGCGGUUGCCAGUAGGGGCCCCGUCUACUUACUCCUCAGCAGUUUGGAGGUGGGUGCAGAGGCCGGAGACGAGUCGCGAACCCGUCAUGGAGGAGGCCCCAAUCGACAGCCCUCCGGAAGAAUUGGAGGCGGCAAGGGCUGCAGCAGCAGCCGCUGCUGCUGCUGCCGCCGCCGCAGCCGGAAGCGCCGACCCCUGGACCGAUUCCCGCCAACCCAGCCUGAGCACACCAUUGGGGGAAUUGGUGCAGCACGGCGCGGUGGAAGCUCCUCUGGUGCACGUGGGGGCCUCCUCUGCACCCACGCGUUCGCUCUUGUCUGCUGGGUCCCCGGUUGCUCCGGGGGGCCCUAGGGCCCCACCAUGCAUGGUAAAUGUACGCCAGCAGCAAGGGGCUGUGACUGGGCAGAUUGGCGACCCUCAGGAUGGGGGCCGAGGGUGCGGCGUUCCUCUCCUGGAUGUGGGGUCUAUACACCCGGCGUUGCCUUUCCGAGUGCAGUUCAGAGGCAGUCCUGGGGUGAGUGAAGCUUCAGCGGGGACGCAGAUGGUGGGAAUUGUGUGGGGUUUGUGUCGUUGGCUUUGGUUCUCAAACGGUCGGCUUCUGUGCCCCCUGGAUUUGCCUCUUGGGGAGCUUAUGGGACUGCAUGCAAUGGGGGCCCAGCUGAACUUGCGCGGGGGGCCUAAGGCAUCAACAGACGGUUGGAGGGAGGCACAUGUAACUGUUGGAGUCCCGGGUUUCUCCCCCAGAGACCUUGUGGAAGUGGAGUUUCAACCCUCCAUACCCGCCUUGCUUUUCAAGAAGAACGAUGUCUACCAGUUUGGUUUCAGCUUUGAGAAGUUCUAUCAGUGGGGGCCCGCCGUUGCUGCUCGCCAGAUGCAGCAGCAGCAACUGCACAUGCAGCAGCAACAACAAACACAGCAACAGCAACACCAGCAGCAGCUGCAACAGCAGCAGCUGUUGGUGUCAAAUCAGCUACAGCACGACCAUCUGAACCACCAACAGGCGCUUCAGGGUCCUGCGUCUCCUGUUGUGGUAAAAGAACGCGAUACGAUAUUCUUUCCUCCCCAGCGGUUCAGGAGCACCGAGUUAGUUUCUGCAUGCAGCUCUGGAGGCCCCAGAAGCGUUGGGGCUCCCGGGCCCCCCUCGCCAGCUCGGCACCUGGAGGUACACCAGGGAACAGUGUAUGCGUUGUUCCAAGCUAUCCGAGACCGAAACGUGCGGUGGAUUGCAGCUUUCUUUGGGCAGUUCCCCAACUGGCUGGAGGCUCAAGACGCAGCGACAGCCCCUGCCAGCUGCACCUUCGGGUCGCUGGAGCAGCAGUUGGCGACCUGGUGCGGCGGGAACAGCAGCGGCAACAGCAACAACAGCAGAAGCAGCAGCGCACAACGGCAAGGGGAGCAGCUGCAGCAGCACAUCGCAGCUCUGUAUGGUGAACACGCGCACGACACACCCCUGAAGCUGGCAGUACAGCAAGGCUACAUUGAUGUCGUUCAAGUGCUGAUAGAGGAGGGGGGCUGCAACCCCGAGGGAUUUGGGAGCAGCAGUGACCGCAGCACGCCUUUGAUGUUGGCUGCUGAAUUAGGACAGGAUCUGCUCGUGGCGACUUUGGUGUGUAGAUACGGAGCUUGGGUGGACCGCAGAGACGCUGAAGGCAACUCAGCGCUUCACAGGGCGGCUCUUCGAGCUGCCGAUCCCUCUGUUAACAACGGGAGGCCCACGGCUGCAGCACCGGUGUACAGACGGGGUUGCUAUAACACUAUUAAGCUCCUCUUGUCUCUUGGAGCAGACCCCACACUUAAGAACGAUGCGGGCCUCACCCCAUUAGACCUCAUCGGCUCCAGAGGAGGGGGGCCUGGAGGGGCUCCACAGGAACGUGUCGACGCGGUGGCAGCCCUACUGAGGUACGCGACAGUAACGGGACAGUUGCACCAGGCGGGACUCGUUGCUGCUGCAGUCUACAGCAGCAACAGCACCUGGAAGGCGGCACCGGAGGCUGUCAAGGCCACUGGCGUGAGCGCAUGCACCCCCUGGAUGUGGGGCUCUCUCCUUGCGAACUGUACGGUGGUGGUGGGGGGAGCAGGGGAGGCGGUGCUGGGGCUUCAUGCACUGUAUAUUGACGGAGAGCGCCGUGACGCGCAUGGCGUUGAAGGCGGCAAGCCGAUGCUGCCGUCUCCUGGAGGGGGGAGCCCCGAGGUGACAGCUGCUCUGCUGCAUGGGGCCACGCCUUGUGGGUGCCAGCCGCAGGGACAAAGUGGAGUCUGGAGGUUGUCAGCGUUGAAGGGGCCCAUGCUGCCUCAGUCUAGCAGCGCGGGAGACAAAAUACUGGAGUACGUGGAUGGGGGAAUAGUGGGAAGGGCUGGCAGGCCGUCGACAACGAGCCUCAUUAGCAGCAACUCCGCUGCAGUGACUCCCCAGCAGCGCAUGUCAGGCGGCGCCUCGGGUACUCUAGGAGGGAGCCACCAGCCAAGCACCGGCAGUAACAGCAACAGCAGGAGCAGCUCGACUGGGUUUGUGCUCCCGUCCCUGCUGAGGCCUCCUGAAGGGCGUGUACCGGUGGCAUCCGCUGACCCCCGGACUUUGCUGCAGCAGCUGCUGGUGUGGGGCCUGGAGUUGAGUGGAGGAGUGUCUUCCUCCCCACACUCAGAAGGGCCUUCUCCACCGUUGCGCGCCCCUCUUGCGUCCAUAUCCCCUUCCCUCCUUUGCAGCCUGGCCGUCGCAGAGGGUUUCGAGGACGUGCAAAUGGUGUUAGCCGUCAUCACGAGGCGGUUGAUACUGCUGGAGGAGCAAUCAGCAGCUGAGCGGAUGCAACAACCGCCUCCCCAGCCCCAGGCAGCUUCGCCGCCGCAGCAGGGACCUCGCCCCAUCCCUGCGGGGCCGCGCAGGUCCGACGGUUUAAGACAAAGGGGCGCGCGGGAGGAGGCGUUCCCGACAGCAUCUGCUGCAGUUACCUGUCACAGCAGCGGCCUGCAGCGGCUUGCAGCAUCAGCAGAUGCUGCGGAGAGCCCAGAAGACCUUUGCAGGUUGCUUCUGUCGCUGGAUUCGUUGGCUUGCAGCAUCGAAGGAGGCACGCGAAGGGGCUGGGCUGAGAGCAUGCAGCGACGCCUAUGGCGACAGCGGGUAGCGCAAGAUUUGGGCUAUCAAGUGGCCGUGGGAGGGCCCGGGGGCCUCGUGUGGACUCCGGACGUGCAACUACUUGAGGAGGCCUCUGCGGGGAUAUGGAGCCAAGAGACUCGCCCGCUGCAGGCGGAGGGGACGCCGGCCUCGUGUGGGAAUUGGGGUGUGUUGGUAGUGCAGGCUUUGGUGGAACGCGACGCCUUCAUCUUGCAGACGGUGUCGAGUCGUUGGCCGGUGAAACUGGACAUCUGGCUGCGGCAGCUGCUCGACCUUCUCGAUGGGCCAGAGGAGGGACGCGCAGUACCCCAACCCGAUAAACACUUGCGAAUUGCGACCCUCAUAUGGCAGGCAGAUCGAGACCGAGACGCCCUACUUCUUUCCCUAAACAAUAACAGCAACGCCCCCUCCCCUCUCGGCGGAAAAACCAACGCUCUGGAGGAGCUGGAGAGAGCAGCGGCGCUCAAAGAAGAGGUCGUGACGCUUAUUAGAGAGGCUUUACAAGAGGUGGCCUCAGAUACUCCGCUGGAGGCACUGCUGCAGCAGGUCGUUGGAUUGCGGUUGCGUCUCCUGGAGCACUUGUGUGCAUGCGGCAGCAGAGCUGUCCCGUCGGUCGCUCCUGUUUUCAACAUUCCCAAGUUGCCGCUUAACUACUACGGCUUGCUGACGGCUCAGCCAGGGGCUGAGUUCUUCCGCGGUCUUGUGCGGGAAGUGGACUCACAGAUGAGAACCCCCUCGCGCGUGCCGUUGAGCAGCAGCAGCAAGAUGGUUCUACAGGUGGGCCCUUCCGACUUGCCGAUUGAAAUGAGCGUGUAUUUGUUUUUACGCCCGUUGCUGACCAACGUAAUGGUGAGUUCGCUAUGGAGGAGCAUUGUUGAGAAGCUGGGGUUCUCGAGCCGAGAGCAGCCCUCGCUCAGGCUUGACCGGGGUCAGGCAGCAACAGCCAAACGCCUGCAGCACACAUUGUGGUGUCAGGCCACGAUGCAGCUCCUCGCAGCUGCAGCAAACCCCUGCCGCCUGCGAGCCAGAGUAGGCGACAGGCCUUUUCUGGUGGUGUUUAGGGGGGAAGGCGCCACAGACUUCGGCGGUCCGUUCCAAGAGUUCCUCUCCGGGGUUGCAAAUGAAGUCAUGGGGGCUGUAGCGGAAACACCAGACGCGUUUCUAUCCUCCUCCUUCAUGCCAUGUCUUCCGUGUCUGAACGCUACGCAUGCAAUUGGACCCCACCAGGACUCCGUCGUGCUCCGCCCCGACGCUCGCUCGGCUUUGCCGGAUCCCCUGGUCUCCGCAGCCGACUUGAGGCCGCCUCCUCCUCCAGAGGAACAAAAUAGCGGCAACAGCAUUGCUGACAGCAGCCGAAGAAGCAACCACGGCUGCCAGGAGCCAUACCAAGCAACUUCUGAGCACCGUGCGGAUGUAGCGUCCCGUCUGCAUGCGGUUAUCCCUCCAGGGGAGGGCUACCCAGUUCCGAGAGAGCUGGGCAUCCACCAAAGACGCCUCCGCCGCAACUUGCCAGCAGAAACUCUCUGGACGUCUGACACUAUUUUGAGCGCUCUUCCCUCGCCCGCCCGUCGCGUUCUGCCUCGCGGGCACGACCCGGACGGCUUGGGGUUGCCGUACAGAGAUCCGCUAGAAGACCCUUUUUUGGCAGCAACGACGCGCAGGGAGGAGCUGCAGGGAUCGCCAACCGCCGGGGCAAACCGCACGGCGAGUUCGCCGCCGGCAGAAGGGGAGGCUGUGGCGAAUGAAGAUCUUUACAUCCUCAUGUAUGAGGCCUUGGGUCGCCUUAUGGCAAUGUGCUUCUGCAUCGGAAGUGCUUUUAACGUUACCUUCAACCCCCUCUUGUGGAAGAAACUUGUUGCAGCCCCAUUGAGUAUUGAGGACGUAGCGGACUCCGAUUGCGUAGCAGUGGAGAUGCUUCGCUCUCUCCGGCGCCUUGCUGCAGUGCCGCCGCAGUUCUGGGACGCGACGAUGGAAGCCUCCUUGUCGGAUAUGACAUUCAGCGCCGAGGACACUCUAGGCAGAUCUUGCGAGUUAGUGGAGGGGGGCGCAGACGUUCCCGUCAAUGCCUUCAAUUUGGCGACUUUUAUUCGCCUCUCUGAACGAUUUCGUCUUCUUGAGGGCCAAGAAGGCAUCGAGGCUGUGCUGCGAGGCAUCGCCGCCGUCUUGCCUUUAGGCCGCCUGCGGCUUCUGUUCGACUGGCGGCGGUUGGAGUAUCGCGUCUGCGGAGACCGAGAAGUAGAUGUAGCCACGCUGAAAGAGCACACGGAGUGCUCGUCAGAAAGGCUUAAAGUGCAGCUUUUUGAAAUUCUGGAGUCCUUCACCAAUGAGCAGCCAGUUUAUCAAGUGGCAAACUGUGUCAUUUGCUCACUUCAUGCAACCUGGAAUUCAUUUGCCUGCAGAUUCGUCUGCGGUCGCUCGCGUCUACCGGUCGCCAGUAGUGACUGGCGGAUGACCGUGGACUACGAAACUAUUGAUCGUGGCGCCACUGUUAACGACAAUCGGCUUCCAACAGCGGCCACUUGCAGCUUCCGGCUGGUCAUGCCGCUCUACUCCUCCGUCGCCAUAAUGAGGGAGCGGUUGCUCUACGCGAUUAACAACUGCACAGCAAUUGACCUCGACGCCGUCGUCGUACACGAACAGAUGCAGUUGAUGUAUGAUGAUUGA